AUGUCAAGAAAAAUAGAUCGUCGACCUGGAGGUAUUAUUGAUGAAGAUACUAGACGGCAAAGUCUAAAGCGUCGUCUCGACGGUCUUGAACGUGACAACUAUCAAGAAGUACCCGAAUUAGAACUUCUUGGAACAGUUAUUAAACCAAGAAGGACAUCAGAAGUGGGUGAUCGAGACGGGACGAUAGCCAACAAGAAACCACGCCUACGAAGUAAGAAAGAAAUUCUCCGCCAAUUGUAUAUCAAAAAAUCUUUAAAGACAUUAAUCGACGAGUCGAGAAUAGAACUGGUUUCGGAAGACGUGCCGACAUAUUUAACGGCGGCUGCUUCGCCUUCAAAAUUUCCUCCAAAGAAAUUUUGUUCGGUGUAUGAAAUAUACUGCAUGAGAAACACACUGGAAAAUCCAGGGAUGGGCUCCGAGAUCGUACUUCUGCGGUAA
Molecule: messenger RNA, 438 nt
Organism: Paraglomus occultum
Lineage: Eukaryota; Fungi; Glomeromycota; Glomeromycetes; Paraglomerales; Paraglomeraceae
Source: the annotation of a GenBank genome assembly